AUGGUCCAGAAUAGACAACAAGCAUGCGACAAUGACGCCAUCUACGGACUGGCAAGCACGGAUAAAUUCGGUGGCGCUCACAGAAUUUUGCACGACACGCCACCCAAAGACAGAAGAUGCAAAUCUGUCGCUACAUGGAGCAUUUCGGCGCCCCAGCCGUUGAGGCCGACGGGUAUUAUUAAAGGCCGUGGGCUGAUGUUAUGCUGGGAUCUUGGGCCCAUCCGCGUACGGGCCUUUGGGGCCUUGUCAAGAAUCCAGCCACCAUCGCGGAACGCGUAG
Akanthomyces muscarius is the source of this 279-nucleotide messenger RNA. RefSeq lists its product as uncharacterized. Bases 1 to 279 code for a protein of 92 amino acids. The record is from RefSeq and is a predicted model, not a curated record. The transcript is spliced from 4 exons. NCBI's taxonomy places the organism in Eukaryota, Fungi, Ascomycota, Sordariomycetes, Hypocreales, Cordycipitaceae.